AUGUCUUCACCGACAAGCAGAACUUUUGAGCAACCCCUUUCUUCCCGUCAGUGUAACGUCGUCAUUGGGCUACAGGCGAAAGAACGACACAUGAAAGAAACAUUGCUUUCACGUCACGUCACGAACCCGGGCGAUGACCCGGAAAAUCCAAGCAAGCCCCCCUUUAGGGAUGAGACACGAGAUGAAAACAGGAUCCGAACGGAAAAACGGGGUUCCCCCUUUUGCCCCGGGAUCGUGAUUAAUUUCCCGGGGGUUCCAGUACCCGUUUUCGGGGGUAUUCCGUCCAUUGCCGCGAUUACGACUUUCGCUUUCUCCUCUAUUGAAGUUCAUCGCUCUGGCGUUGUUAGCGAAGAUUUUCCGCGAGUCUACAAUUUCUCUCUGAAGCCGGAAAAACGCAUGACCUGGAAAGCCACUAUUGAAGCCACAUGUGAGGCAUCAAGGACCGAAUAUUGUUAUGAGACCACUUUAUGGUACCCAUCGCACACGCAUUGUUCAAAUAGAUGGCUCUUCAAACUAGGAACAACACUUUGUGAAGCCCUGCCAGCCUACAUUGCAGACAAAGUUCUAAACAUUUUGGGAAAGAAGCCAUUUGCCAUGAAAGUGUACCAACGAAUGCAGCAAAAUGCAUUAGCUGUUGAAUACUUUCUUAAUAAAUUUACAUUGCUUUUAAACGCGGGAUCGUCGCUCAGUUUCAAGUCUUUCAACCAGUGUUUGCAAUCGUUGCACCUGAGCUCGCAAACCUUUCAAUUCGCUUCCUUGUUCGUGCCAACCGUCGACGAGAGCUUUGAAACUGAUUUGCAGCUUGUUGUUCGGCGAAGAGUCGGAAAUCAAUUUCGACAAAAUAGUGUCAAACUGGUGAACAGUGUCGUCGAAAUUUCUUUGCAAGUGCGAAUGCGCCUUUUCCAGGGCAUCAACUCGCUGCCGGGCAUCCUGCUCGAAUUUUCUAGUUCACUCACGGUUGCUGACGUGAAAGCAACAAAUGCUAUGACGAAAGACAACUGCCAAAAGAAGGAAUCCCCCGGCAUGAUGCAGCUGAUGGCAGAUUAUUCCUAA
Notodromas monacha is the source of this 1053-nucleotide messenger RNA. The record is from the annotation of a GenBank genome assembly. Lineage: Eukaryota; Metazoa; Arthropoda; Ostracoda; Podocopida; Cyprididae.